Pantherophis guttatus is the source of this 1554-nucleotide messenger RNA. It is a transcript of the gene HOMER2, whose product is annotated as homer scaffold protein 2. Gene Ontology annotation, molecular function: G protein-coupled glutamate receptor binding. The record is from RefSeq and is a predicted model, not a curated record. Gene Ontology annotation, biological process: G protein-coupled glutamate receptor signaling pathway. Lineage: Eukaryota; Metazoa; Chordata; Lepidosauria; Squamata; Colubridae.
UUGCUUUCCCUUCGCCCAACCGGCCCUUCCCGACGGCGCGGGGGGCUUCCCGGGUCUCCCCGCAGGCGACCCCCGGGGAGGCGGGCAACGCGCAGCGCAGAGUCUAGCCAGGCCGGCGGACGGGCGCCUCCUUGGCGAGCCCGGGUCUCCAAGGGAAAAGGACGCGCUCCUCGGACAGCUGGAUGUGCGAGGUCGGGACGCGCCCGGCGCUGGCCGCUGGCGACCGAGGGGGCGAGGAGACCCCGCCGGCCAGCGCGCUGUCGCCGCCCAGCUUCGGGGCUGGAGACAAGUGCCGGGAGAUGGGAGAACAGCCCAUCUUCACCACGAGAGCACAUGUCUUUCAAAUUGACCCUACCACCAAGAAGAACUGGGUCCCUGCAAGCAAACAAGCUGUUACGGUUUCCUACUUCUAUGAUGGCACAAGGAACAGCUAUCGAAUAAUCAGUGUGGAUGGAACCAAGGUGAUUAUAAACAGCACCAUCACACCUAACAUGACUUUCACAAAAACAUCCCAGAAGUUUGGCCAGUGGGCUGAUAGCAGAGCCAACACCGUCUUCGGCCUGGGUUUUUCUUCUGAACAGCAGCUGACAAAGUUUGCUGAGAAGUUCCAGGAGGUGAAAGAAGCCGCUCGACUCGCCAGAGACCGGUCGCAAGAAAAAAUGGAAACUUCCAGUAACCAUUCGCAAGAAUCGGGCCGUGAAACUCCAUGUUCUACUCGAACAUCUAGUGUGAAUGGAACGGAUGAGGAAAAAACCUCCCACGGGGGGCCCAGCGAUGCGCAGCUAAAAAUGGAAAACGACAAACUCAGGAUUGCCCUUGCCCAGAGUACCUCCAAUGUGAAGAAAUGGGAAAUGGAACUGCAGACAUUAAGGGAGAGCAACGCCAGGCUCACGACAGCUCUCCAGGAAUCGGCAGCCAGCAUAGAACACUGGAAAAAGCAGUUUUCCAUUAGCAAAGACGAAAACGACCAGCUGCAGAGUAAGAUCGCGGAAUUGGAAGAACAGUGCAACGAAAUCGAUAAGGAACGUGACCGGAACGCACAGCUUAGCAGGCGUCUUCAGGAUCUGGAAACGGAACUUCAGGAUAAGGAGUUGGAAUUGGAAGAUCUACGGAAACAGGGUGAAAUUAUACCUCAGCUCAUGACAGAAUGUGAAACGGUUUCUCAGAAAUUGCAGGCGGCUGAGAAAAGGAAUAAAGACCUGGAAGAGAAAGUCCGAGCUUUACGGACGGAAGUAGAAGAGAGCAAACACCGGCAGAAUAACUUGAAGACGGAGUUACAAACUUUUUUAGAUGUACUCGACGGAAAGAUAGAUGAAUUGCAGGAUUUUCGGCAAGGACUCUCGAAACUGGGUGUCGACAAUUAAGGGGACAGCCAUUUUUCCCCACCCCCAAAAUAUUUGGCGUGUAUGUGUGUGUGUGUGUGUGUACUUGUUCUAAACCUAGGUAUAUGUUUCUACAAAACGUGAAACGAUGGUUGUUCUUCCUUAACAAUGUGAUUUGUACAUAGAGGCUAAAGAUUUUUUUUCCCACUUCUUUUUUUUUUUCCAUUCUAAA